Messenger RNA from Naegleria lovaniensis, 2007 nucleotides. RefSeq lists its product as uncharacterized. Bases 1 to 2007 code for a protein of 668 amino acids. NCBI's taxonomy places the organism in Eukaryota, Heterolobosea, Eutetramitea, Acrasida, Naegleriidae. The record is from RefSeq and is a predicted model, not a curated record. The transcript has a single exon. Gene Ontology annotation, molecular function: RNA helicase activity; nucleic acid binding; ATP binding.
AUGCCAGCCCACAUCAAAUUCAACUCAAACGGGACCAAAACACUUAAAGAUGCCAACGGAAACGUUUCAACCCUCUCGGCCUCAUCAGCUGUUCAGCUGAGAAAGAAACAAUCUGUUGAGACCAUUUCACUCGCUGACACAACGCAAUCCACAGGUGCUUUGGCAACAUCACUUAAAUUUUCGGACGUACCACAAAUUCACCCACUUCUACUAAAAGCCAUCAAGAAAGAAUUCGGAUUUGAAAGCAUGACCCCAAUUCAACAAUUGACAAUUCCAACUGCUCUCGGAGAGAAAGGAAAAGGUAAAGACUUUAUUGCUCAAGCUGCAACUGGUCAGGGCAAAACACUUGCCUUCCUCGUUCCAUCACUCUCCUGCAUGUUAGAGAAUGAAAAGAAUGUUCAAGGCAUUUAUAUCCUCGUUUUAGCUCCAACAAGAGAAUUAGCCUUACAAAUCCAACAAGUUGCUGAUAAACUAUUAAAACAUACUGAAUACAAGGCCGCUUGCGUCAUUGGAGGAAACAAGGUCUCUGUAGAGCAAGCUGAGUUAGCCAAUGAACAAGUAAGAGUAUUGAUCGCCUCUCCAGGUAAAUGUUUAGAUCACAUUCAAAGAGAAAACUUCGAUCCUUCCCACUUGAAAUAUUUCAUUUUGGAUGAAGCAGAUCGAUUACUGGAUAGUGGUUUUGAAGAAACUUUGAAAAAGAUUGUCAUGCAACUUCCAAAAGAGCGUCAAACCUAUCUCUUCUCUGCAACCAUGACUGAUAAAGUUGAAGAUUUAGCUCACAUCUCACUCAAGAAUGAUAUUGUGAAACUUGGUUUGGAUGAUGCAAAUUCAAAGAAGGUUUCUACCUUGGAACAAAAGUAUUACGAAGUACCAAAUGAUAAGAAGCUUGCAGCAUUGAUUUCAGUAUUGAGAAAUAAUGUUGAUAAGAAAAUUAUUGUGUUCGUGAGCACCAAAUUAUCUGUUGAAUUUGUGACUUGUGUUCUUGAAAACACUUCAAAUAUUGGAAAAGUUGUUCAACUCUCUGGUAACAUGAACCAAAAUAAGAGAAGUGAAAUUUUCUUCCAAUUUAUGGAAGAUAAGAAUCCAGGAGUACUCGUUGCUACCAAUGUUGCUGCCAGAGGUCUCGAUUUCCCUAACGUUGAUUUAAUUGUUCAAUUUGAUAUUCCUGAGCAACCUGCUGAUUAUUUCCAUCGAGCUGGAAGAACUGCUCGAGCUGGUAAAAAAGGUGUAUCUGUCUUGUUCUUGACUCCAAGAGAAAAAGAAGUUGCUCUUUCCUAUUUCAACAUGAUGUUAAAUAAUGACAAAGAAGAUGAGAAAGAUUGGGAAAAACUUGAAGAGUUAGAUAACAGUGUGACAGACAAGCAAAUGAACGAUAUUCAUAGAGAAGUGCAAAGUAUUGUCUCGAAUAAUCAAUUGAGUAGAGAUGUUUUCAAGCUUGUAAACACUUAUGGAAGUGUAUUUAACAUGUUUGCUCGAAAAUUAGGUUUCAAAAUGAAUGAUUUUGAUGAAGAAGGGUUAAAAUCUUCGUUUGGAUUGGGUGGUAAAGGAGGUUCCAACUUUAAGAAGAGUUUUGAUAAAUCCUCAUCCUACAAUAAGGGUGGAUCAUACAAUAAUUAUAAUAACAACAACAACGGAUAUAACAAGUUCAACAAUAAGGAAGAGGCUGAUAAUGAAGAAGAUUCUGCUGAAACAUCCACGAAUGGCAAUGGUAACAACAAUGGUCAUCACUCCAACGGACGAGACUCCAAUGAAGACGAGAAUGGUGGGUCAAAGAAGAGAGGCUUGAUGGAAUUUCUCGAGUCCAAGAGCCCAAAGAAUAAUGGUGGUUUUGGGGGUGGAAGAGGACGAGGCGGUAGAGGAGGCAAUUCCUUUGGUGGUGGUUACAAGGGAGGAAGAAAUAACAACUGGUCCAAUAAUAACAGAUCAUCCUCAUCAUGGUCCAGCAACAAUAAUGACAGUUCAGAGUCCUCUGUGAAACCUGCCCACAAGAAGCAUAAAAAGUUCUAA